Messenger RNA from Durio zibethinus, 1673 nucleotides. RefSeq names its product auxin-responsive protein IAA11-like. NCBI's taxonomy places the organism in Eukaryota, Viridiplantae, Streptophyta, Magnoliopsida, Malvales, Malvaceae. Gene Ontology annotation, biological process: regulation of DNA-templated transcription. Gene Ontology annotation, cellular component: nucleus. The record is from RefSeq and is a predicted model, not a curated record.
GAAAGCAAGCAAAGCAAAAGGGUGGCAAAAUCAAAGUGAAAAUGAAAAAAAAAAAAAUUUAAAAAGAAGAUUUGGAUCUGAAAGGACAAAAAACAUUGAUGGAGGGGGAUGAAUGAUAAAACCAGACAAGGUAGGGGCCCAACUCAUCAAGGGAAACAGCAGCACCACCACGGCUGUACCCAAUACCUUCCCAACCUAACGUUUCCUUUUUCCCCCUCUCCCUACUUUGAGUUUACUUUCUAGUUUUCCAAUACCCACCAAACACCCUUCUAAUAUAUCCAUCUUUGUCCCCUUUCUUUCUUUGCUUUUUGCCCAUUUCUCUCUGCCUAUAAAGUUAGAAACUUUAUUUUUAAAUGAUCUCCUCUUCUCUUUUAGACUUGUAAAGCUUGAAACUUUGGUUGAACGAAGGAGGUUUAAUUUUCAAUGCAAGGAGGUGUUGUUAUUGGUGGUGGUGGUGGUUCUGAAAGUGGGUCAAUGUCUACAGUGUCAAGGGAGGACAACUUGGUGGUGUCCUCAGAGGAUUCUUCAUGCCCUGAUGGGUCUGAGUUGGAGUUGGGUCUUGGCUUGAGUCUUGGUGGUGGUUUUAAGAUGCAUCAAGUUUCAAGGGCUGGGCAACAUGCUAGGAUCUUGACUGCCAAGGAUUUCUCUUCUGUGGUUUCUGUGGCUGCUUCUUCAUCUCCUUCUCAAUCAUCUUCCUCAUCUUCUUCUCCUUCUUUAAGUAGAGCUAAUAUCACAGCUGGAACCAAGAGGACUGCUGAUUCUAUGGCUGUGGGUAAAGGCUCUAGUCAAGUCGUGGGGUGGCCUCCUCUCAAACCUUGUAGAAUGAAUAGCAUGGUUAACCAAGCAAAAGUGCUGGCCACUGAUGUAUUUAACUCAACAAUGGAGAACCAUAAAAAUGAAACCUCUAUGGUUGAGAAGAGUACAAUUGGCAGCUAUGAGAACAGUGGUAAUGCUAAGCUCAGAAAAUCCCUGUUGGUGAAGGUGAAUAUGGAUGGAAUUCUGAUUGGAAGGAAGGUUGACUUGAAUGCCCAUGAAUCCUAUGAAAAGCUGGCAAAAACUUUGGAAGAUAUGUUUCUCAGACCUGUCAAUCCAGUAGGAUCAAUGGCGCUGGAGCAUGAUAUGAAGAAGGAAAUAAUAAGACCUUCAAAACUGCUUGAUGGAUCAUCUGAUUUUGUGCUUACUUAUGAGGACAAAGAGGGUGAUUGGAUGCUUGUUGGAGAUGUUCCUUGGGAGAUGUUUCUCAGUUCUGUGAAGAGGCUUAGAAUCACGAGGACAUCUGAGGCUACCGGAUUGGCUCCAAAAUUGCAAGAGAGGAACCAGAGACAAAGAAGCAAGCCCAUCUAGAAUAUUAUUCUCUCAAGCCAACAAUAAGAUGAAUAGCUCAUGCUAGUAGCAACACCCAAAGCGGAAAAGAAAUACAGAAUAGUUAAAGCAUUUUGACUGACUAACGUUUGAACCUCUGUGGUUCUCUGUAUGUGUUCGGUUGUUGUAUUAUUUUAUUACAUGUUUUCUUCAAUCUCAAAUACAGUCUUUGAGGAACAGUCAUCAUACUUUUUGACAGGCACCUAUAGCUUAGUUUUCAAUGUAAUAUAUACAGAAAUGCCUAUUAAUUGCUUUUUUGUUUUUUUGGUUGCUGUAAAUAACACUGCUAUUUUACUGUAUUUUUAAAAAAA